AAAGAACAAUUGCAAGAAAUAAAUUUGCAUUAGCUCGGCAACCAUUUCCCGGUGCUAUAGGCGCACAUAUAUAUUGCACACAUGUUAAUAUUCUUGCACCAUAUAUACAUGAAGAGGCCUAUGUAAACCACCACGGAAAUCAUUUUUUAAAUGUUCAAGCAAUAGUUGAUCCACAUUUAAAAAUACUCAAUAUUAACGCAAGAUAUCCAGGAGCAAGGAAUGAUGCCUAUAUUUGGAAUGCUUCUCCAAUCAGAAAUGUCAUGGAAUAUUUUUAUAACAAUGGUGAAAGGAGAACUUAUUUGAUUGGUGAUGCUGGAUAUCCUUUAGAACCUUGGCUCAUGACGCCUCUGCCACAUUAUCCACAACAAAGUCGACAAUUUCGUUAUAAUGAAAAGUUAUGCAAAGCAAGGAGUGUUGUAGAGAGAUUUUUUGGAGUUUUAAAAGGAACGUGGAGAUGCUUGUCGUAUCAACGUGUAUUGAUGUAUGCUCCAGAAAUAGCAGAGCAGAUUGUAAAUGCAUGCGCAAUUCUACACAACAUUUGUUUACAUUAUCGACUGCCAUUUGAUGAAGAAUAUUUACAAUAUAAACAUGCAGAACCUGAUGAAAGA
Molecule: messenger RNA, 608 nt
Organism: Mycetomoellerius zeteki
Lineage: Eukaryota; Metazoa; Arthropoda; Insecta; Hymenoptera; Formicidae
Product: putative nuclease HARBI1
Exons: 3
Source: RefSeq, a predicted model, not a curated record